Messenger RNA from Cutaneotrichosporon cavernicola, 714 nucleotides. RefSeq lists its product as uncharacterized. The record is from RefSeq and is a predicted model, not a curated record. Gene Ontology annotation, cellular component: multivesicular body; ESCRT III complex. The transcript has 5 exons. The coding region runs from base 1 to 714 and encodes 237 amino acids. NCBI's taxonomy places the organism in Eukaryota, Fungi, Basidiomycota, Tremellomycetes, Trichosporonales, Trichosporonaceae. Gene Ontology annotation, biological process: endosome transport via multivesicular body sorting pathway; protein transport; late endosome to vacuole transport.
AUGAACAUUCUCGACACACUCUUCGGACGCUCGAUGACGCCGGCCGAGCGGCUGCGACAACACCAGCGCAGCCUGCAGAAAGCACAACGCGAGCUUGAGCGGGAGCGCUCCAAGCUCGAGCAGCAGGAGAAGAAGACGAUGGCGGACAUCAAAAAGAACGCCAAGGCUGGUAACAUGAACGCCUGCAAGAUCCUCGCCAAGGACCUGGUCCGCACGCGGCGGUACAUGCAGAAAUUCACGCAGAUGCGGGUACAGCUUCAAGCCGUGUCCCUGCGGAUGCAAACCCUCCGUUCGAAUGAGCAGAUGGCGAGCGCGAUGAAGGGAGCCACCCGCGCUAUGGGCCAGAUGAACCGUUCCCUCAACCUUCCUCAAAUCCAGCGGAUCAUGAACGAGUUUGAGAAGGAGAGUGCGACAAUGGACAUGAAGGAAGAGAUGAUGAGUGAUGCGGUCGACGACGCCAUGGAGGACGAGGACGAGGGCGAGGGAGAGGAGGUCGAGAGCGACAAGAUCCUCAAGGAGGUGCUCGACGAGAUUGGCAUGAACAUGAGCGACUCUCUCGCGAACGCGCCGACGGCCAACCCGACGGUCAAUGAGCCGAUGCUUAGCUCCCGCGUUGCCGUCGCCGAGGGCGGAGGCGCACCCACCCCACCCCAGGGCGGUGGGAACGAGGAGGACGACCUCCAGCGCCGUCUUGACAUGUUGAGGCGCGAUUAG